AAAUGUGGUCUGACACAAUAUUGAUAGUUUUCAUAUCCGUCUGCACAGCCUUUUUGGGCGAAGGGCUCACCUGGGUCUUGGUGUACCGCACCGAAAAAUAUCAAAAGCUGAAGACCGAAGUGGAAAAGCAGAGCAAGAAAUUGGAGCGCCGUAAGGAAAUCCAUGGCGACUCACUGGACAAGGCGGUGAAAAAGAAAAUCGAGCGCGACGAGGAGAAACUCAAGAACAAUAACAGGGACUUGUCGCUGGUGAAGAUGAAGUCGAUGUUUGCUACUGGCUUUGCUUUCACCGCUCUGCUGAGCAUGUUCAAUAGCAUAUUCGAUGGACGUGUUGUUGCCCAACUGCCCUUUACCCCGAUCUCCUGGAUCCAGGGCUUGAGCCAUCGCAAUCUGUCCGGCGAAGACUACACCGACUGCUCGUUCAUCUUCCUCUACAUUUUGUGCACCAUGUCCAUUCGCCAGAACAUACAGAAAAUGUUGGGCUUUGCCCCCUCGCGUGCCGCCAGCAAACAGGGCGGUGGUCUCUUUGGUGCGCCACCAGGACAGUUCAAAUAGUAAAAUGAAACUUUAAUCAUGUACAAUAAAUACAUUGUACUUUCAACAGACACUAA
Messenger RNA from Drosophila persimilis, 610 nucleotides. RefSeq names its product calcium load-activated calcium channel. Gene Ontology annotation, cellular component: cytoplasm; endoplasmic reticulum; endoplasmic reticulum membrane. Gene Ontology annotation, molecular function: calcium channel activity. NCBI's taxonomy places the organism in Eukaryota, Metazoa, Arthropoda, Insecta, Diptera, Drosophilidae. Gene Ontology annotation, biological process: endoplasmic reticulum calcium ion homeostasis. The transcript is spliced from 3 exons. The coding region runs from base 3 to 554 and encodes 183 amino acids. The record is from RefSeq and is a predicted model, not a curated record.